Ailuropoda melanoleuca (giant panda) is the source of this 2785-nucleotide messenger RNA. It is a transcript of the gene PLIN1, whose product is annotated as perilipin 1. Gene Ontology annotation, biological process: lipid metabolic process. Gene Ontology annotation, cellular component: lipid droplet. Lineage: Eukaryota; Metazoa; Chordata; Mammalia; Carnivora; Ursidae. The record is from RefSeq and is a predicted model, not a curated record.
CACUCAGCAGCCUGGGCUCUGUGGGACUGAGGCAGCAUCAGCUGGCCUUGAAGAGCUGUGAUGGCGGUCAACAAGGGCCCAACUUUGCUGGAUGGAGACCCCCCUGAGCAGGAGAACGUGUUGCAGCGGGUCCUGCAGCUGCCGGUGGUGAGCGGCACCUGCGAGUGCUUCCAGAAGACCUACACCAGCACCAAGGAAGCCCACCCGCUGGUGGCCUCUGUAUGCAAUGCCUACGAGAAGGGCGUGCAGGGCGCCAGCAGCCUGGCCGCCUGGAGCAUGGAGCCGGUGGUCCGCAGGCUGUCCACCCAGUUCAUAGCUGCCAACGAGCUGGCCUGCCGUGGCCUGGACCACCUGGAGGAAAAGAUCCCAGCCCUCCAGUACCCUCCUGAAAAGAUUGCCUCUGAGCUGAAGGACACCAUCUCUACCCGCCUUCGCAGUGCCAGGAAUAGCAUCAGCGUGCCCAUCGCCAGCACUUCGGACAAGGUCCUGGGGGCCGCUCUGGCCAGCUGUGAGCUCGCCUGGGGGGUAGCCAAAGAUACUGCCGAGUAUGCCGCCAACACCCGAGCCGGCCGGCUGGCCUCUGGAGGGGCCGACUUGGCUCUGGGUGGUAUUGAGAAGAUGGUAGAGUUCCUACUCCCUUCAGCCAAGGAAGAGUCAGCCCCUGCUCCAGGACAGCAGCAUCCCCAGAAGCCCCCCAAAGCCAAGCCGAGCCUUGUGCACAGGGUUGGGGCCCUGGCCAACACUCUCUCUCGACACACCUUCCAGACCACAGCCCGGGCACUGAAGCAGGGCCAUGCCCUGGCCAUGUGGAUCCCAGGUGUGGCUCCCCUGAGCAGUCUGGCCCAGUGGGGCGCGUCGGCCGCCAUGCAGGUGGUGUCCCGGCGGCAGAGUGAGGUGCGGGUGCCCUGGCUGCACAACCUCGCCGCUGCCCAGGACGAGGAGCACGACAACCAGACGGACACGGAGGGAGAGGAGACGGAGGAGGAGGAGGAAUCGGACACCGAGGAGAACAAGCUCAAAGAGGUGGCAGCCCUGCCCAGCCCGCAAGGCCUCCUGGGCGGUGUGGCCCACACGCUGCAGAAGGCCGUGCAGAGCACCAUCUCCGCCGUGACGUGGGCACCCGCGGCUGUGCUGGGCUCGGCAGCCAGGAUGCUGCGUCUCACCCCGGCCCGUGCGGUCUCCUCCAGCAAGGGGAGGGCCAUGUCCCUGUCAGACGCCCUGAAGGGCGUCACUGACAACGUGGUAGACACGGUGGUCCACUAUGUGCCGCUCCCCAGGCUGUCGCUGAUGGAGCCCGAGAGCGAAUUCCGGGACAUCGAGGAGGCCGAGCGCCGGGAGGCCGAGCGCAGGGCGUCUGGGGCGCCGCCCGCGGGCCCGGAGCCCGCGCCGCGUCCCCCGCAGCCCCGCGGCAGCCUGCGGCCCGCGCGCAGCCCCGGGGCGCCCCCAGGCCCGGGGCCGGAGGACAGGGCGGACGCGCCCGCCGCGCCGCUCUCGUCCUUCCCGACCGUGGCCCGCGAGAAGCCGAGGCGCAGGGUCAGCGACAGCUUCUUCCGGCCCAGCGUCAUGGAGCCCAUCCUGGGCCGCGCGCAGUACAGCCAGUUGCGCAAGAAGAGCUGAGCCCCGCGCCUCCGCCGGCCGCCCCGAGGCGAGGCCCGGGCGGGCUCUCCGCCCAGAAACAGAACCUGCACUUCCGAGUGCGCGGUGACCUCUUCCAAGUAGCCCCCUGAGAACCGAGCCUCGUUCCGCGGCGCUGCCGAGGCACGCGUUAUCUUUUCAGCACCGUUUUGGGCUUAGCUGUCAGAACCUAUUUUUAAGAAGCGUCAGAGCAGCAGCUUGCCUUGAUUCUAUGCCUUGUUUUUGUUUUGUUUUGUUUUUUUAACCAAAAGAUUAAUUGUUUGACUUGAUCUCUCACUUCUUUAACCAAACUUGUGGCCAAACGACAGUUGAUGGUUUCCAAAAGUUAGAUCCAUCCUCUGUAGACAAAGAUUAUGCAGAAGUCUCUGACAUAUGUUUAAGGCCUGAGCUCAGAGAUUCCUCCGAGUAUCCAGCCUCUCAGCAGACUACCUUGAAGGGAGUGACAAUUAGGUGCAAAAGCUGUUGUAUGUUUUUGUCAAUAUUAGCCUCCCUUUCCGAGUACGCAUACUCUUCGCAGGGUGAGUCCCGGCCUCCGCUCUGUAGCGCCACCUCCUGGCUCACAGCCGCACUGCCAUGUGCAUCCUUCCUGCUUUCCAACUGUGCGUUCCCUCUUCCACCGCCUUUCGAACGCAGGCGCCCCCAGUGCCGGGGGACGACAACGGUGACCGUUCACCUUAUAAAGUCCAAACUACAUAGACCAUAUGUACGGACUCUGUAGUAGCCACAAUUCAUUCCAGGUCCUAUUUCUGAAAACGUCGAUAUUUGGAAAUCUAGGGAACGCAUACCUAUAAUUUAAAAAUUCAAAUUGCAAAAGGGUGUGUGUCUUCCUCACUGAGUUCCCCAGUUGCCCUUCACAGAAACCACUGCGCUGGCAGUAUCGCGGAUAUCCUUCCAGGUACAGGCUGCGCAUGUGCAAGCCCACUUUGUUCACACAGCUUUGGGAUGUGAUCCUGCUUUCCUCACUUAACAAUACAUCUUAGAGAUCUUUCUGUAUCAGCACCACAAAUCCUCCUUGCUCUUUUUAAGGGCCAUGUAGUAAGUGUUUCAUAAUGUAGAUGUGCUAUCUUUGAUUUACCUUGUUCCCUAAUGAUGGACUUUCAGGUCGUUUCCUUCUUUUUUUUUUUUUUUUUUUUUUUUUUUUUUUGCUCCU